Messenger RNA from Ceratosolen solmsi marchali, 1560 nucleotides. RefSeq names its product inactive selenide, water dikinase (gene Sps1). Gene Ontology annotation, biological process: L-selenocysteine biosynthetic process. The record is from RefSeq and is a predicted model, not a curated record. Gene Ontology annotation, cellular component: cytoplasm. Gene Ontology annotation, molecular function: ATP binding; selenide, water dikinase activity. The transcript is spliced from 7 exons. Lineage: Eukaryota; Metazoa; Arthropoda; Insecta; Hymenoptera; Agaonidae.
CGAGUGCCGGCGACGCCGCGUCCAUUUUGGCCGAAAUAAGCGACGGAUCCCGCCUCGUCGACGCCGGUGCAAGCUAUUCCCCUUCGCAGUAAGUUCUUCGAUAAUCUCGAGGCUGUGUUGCACUUGUUACACGUACGCACGACGCGGUGUGAUUUCGUUCCCGCAUAUAGGCUUUUAUACUGAAAAAUUUAACAAAGGACUAAGAUGGCAGAUUUACAGGGAGUAACUGUAACGCAGGAUGCCUUAUCCGUGGCUCAACUGGAGCUCGGUGGUAAUCCCAAUGCCCUUGCGCUUCGUAGGCCUUUCGAUCCGGCUGCUCAUGACCUGGACGCAACCUUCCGCUUAACGCGGUUCGCCGACUUAAAAGGAUGAGGGUGCAAGGUCCCUCAGGAGAUUCUUGGUAAACUCCUUGAGGGACUGCAGGCUGACGAUGGUGGUGCCCAGGAUCAUGAGCAUGCCCACUUUAUGCAUAUGGCCACGCCACGCAUCGGCAUUGGUAUGGAUUCCUCUGUAACUCCACUGAGACACGGUGGGCUGAGCUUAGUUCAAACAACAGACUUUUUUUAUCCACUUGUCGAUGAUCCAUAUAUGAUGGGGAAAAUUGCCUGUGCCAAUGUAGUUAGUGAUCUUUAUGCUAUGGGCGUAACGGAAUGCGAUAACAUGCUAAUGUUGUUGGGAGUAAGUACGAAAAUGACUGAGAAGGAAAGAGACGUAGUUGUUCCACUGAUAAUGAGAGGAUUUAAGGACUCCGCUUUGGAAGCUGGAACAACGGUCACAGGUGGUCAAACAGUUGUAAAUCCAUGGUGCACCAUUGGUGGUGUGGCUACGACGGUCUGUCAACCAAACGAAUAUAUAGUCCCAGAUAAUGCAGUAGUAGGAGAUGUAUUAGUAUUAACAAAACCCCUUGGUACGCAAGUGGCUGUUAAUGCACAUCAGUGGCUGGACCAACCGGAUCGUUGGAAUCGUAUAAAACUUGUAGUUAGCGAGGAUGACGUUCGUAAGGCUUAUCAACGUGCAAUGGACAGUAUGGCUAGACUCAACAGAAUAGCUGCGCGUUUAAUGCACAAAUACAAUGCUCAUGGCGCUACGGAUGUCACCGGAUUUGGGUUGUUAGGUCAUGCCCAAAAUUUGGCAAAGCAUCAAAAGAACGAGGUGUCCUUCGUCAUUCAUAAUCUCCCAGUCAUUGCAAAGAUGGCUGCUGUCGCAAAAGCUUGUGGUAAUAUGUUUCAGCUUUUGCAAGGACACUCCGCCGAGACAAGUGGCGGUCUUCUUAUCUGCUUACCUCGAGAGCAGGCUGCAGCAUAUUGUAAAGAUAUUGAAAAACAAGAAGGUUAUCAGGCCUGGAUCAUUGGUAUUGUUGAAAAAGGUAAUCGUUCAGCGCGAAUAAUCGACAAACCGCGAGUAAUUGAAGUACCAGCAAAGGAAAAGGAUGGAGAGCUCUGGUAAUUAAAGACAAAUGAGGACAGCUAUGCCAUUCCCGUACGAAAGAGAAACCUUCAUGUUUAUUUUUUCUUUUUAAAUUUUUUAUAUCCAUUCUGCAUAAUUGUCAAAAAUUGUUCU